Molecule: messenger RNA, 1391 nt
Organism: Antechinus flavipes (yellow-footed antechinus)
Lineage: Eukaryota; Metazoa; Chordata; Mammalia; Dasyuromorphia; Dasyuridae
Product: zinc finger protein 28 homolog
Exons: 4
Coding region: 20-493 (157 amino acids)
Biological process (GO): regulation of DNA-templated transcription
Source: RefSeq, a predicted model, not a curated record
GGUUGCUGAGACCCAGGGCAUGCCGGGAGUCCCCUGGGGCGCAGGCGCUGCUUCCCGGCUCCCUAGUUUAUUUCGGUUCUUCUUUCUGGGCUGGGAGGGGGAGGGAGGAGGGCGUCUCUCGGAGGCGCGGGCCGGGACUUCUGCUUCCAUUCUUGAGGCUCCUCCCCUUCCGCGGCCGUUCCGGGCCGGGCUGGUGGCGGAGUCUGCAGCUCGGGGUCAGCACCAGCCCGGGAAGGGAAGCCUCAGACCCCGGCCUCCCUCUCUGGGGCCCAAGCCCGGAACCAGAGACAUGGCCCCCGGCAGCCGGAGCCCCUCGUCCCAGGAGUUGGUGACCUUCAAGGAUGUGGUGGUGGACUUCACUGAGGAGGAGUGGGGGCUCCUGGACCCUUUUCAGAAGAAGCUGUACAAAGAGGUCACACUGGAGAAUGUCCAGAAUCUGCUGUCCCUGGGAAUGACCAGCAGGAUGAAUACAGAGAGGACUGGCGAGACUUAACAUGAACUGAUGCUAAGUGAAAUGAGCAGAACCAGGAGAUCAUUAUAUACCUCAACAACAAUACUGUUUGAGGACGUAUUCUGAUGGAAGUGGAUCUCUUCAAUAAAGAGAGCUAAUUCAAUUGAUCAAGGAUGGACAGAAGCAGCUACACCCAAAGAACACUGGGUUCUAUCAAUAAAAAGCUAUUUUUAAAAAAAUGAAAUUGAAAAAAAAGUUUCAUUUUUUCUAAUCCCAUGUAAAGAUAGUUUUCAAUGUUCAUUUCUGUAAGAUUUGAGUUCCAGAUUUUUUUCUCUCUCCCUCCCUUUGCUCUCCCCUUCCCAAGAUAGCAACAAGUAACUAACUUGCAGGCCCUGUAGAGUUCUGUCAUUUUAUUUUGUACCAUCUUAAUUUCCUCAUCAUAUUCAGCAGACCUAUUUGGAUAUUUCCAAGUGUUCUGACCUAGAUAAGUAAAUGUGGUUGUGUACAUCAAAUCUCUGAACACUGCCCAGUCCUUUUCUGAUGAAAUGUUGCAAAGCCUGUGUCUCCCUCCAAGUUAAAAAUGACUUGUUCUCCCAUGGAGAAUCACUCUAAUCUGUUGACAGUGUGGUAGCCAUUUUGUCUUGUGGCUGCCCCUUCUGUCAAAGGUGAAUGUUCAACUUGGAGUGAAUAAGUCUCUGAUGGGAGCAAUACUCUGUGAUGAACACCUUCUUGGUCACCUUCACAUCACACAUACCCUCUUCUCCUUACAGAAAAAAAGUCUAUGAAAUGCCAAUUUUUGCUCCAAGUAUAUAUUCAUGACAUUUUAUUCUAUUGAGGUUGAUGAUGAGAAAGUCCAGAGCCACUUAAGUCUUAAAUAAGCCUUGCUGUUACUUUUAAUUAUCUGCACAUACCAUUUUGUACCUCAGUUUUUGAUGGUUCU